Molecule: messenger RNA, 2445 nt
Organism: Coffea arabica (coffee)
Lineage: Eukaryota; Viridiplantae; Streptophyta; Magnoliopsida; Gentianales; Rubiaceae
Source: RefSeq, a predicted model, not a curated record
UGUUGGUGGUGGCGCUGCUGCUGCUGCUGCUGCUGCUCUGAGUGGGGUGGCGCUGCCCAGAGAGAAGGGGCCGCCCAUGGUGUUCAUAAACACCAGGCACCGUGGAGGAUCCACACUCUAUUCUCGGUGGAAUGCCAGAACUAUUUCGAUUGGCAGACGGUUGGGCUUAUGCACAGCUUCAAGAAGUCCCGCCAGCCCGGCCUUACCAGGCUUCUCAGCUGCACCCAAGAGGAGCGGAAGACCUACCGAGGAAUGGACUUGGCUCCCACUUUCGAUGCCUUCAUGAGCAGGCACCCCAAGACUGGUGACUGGUAUCCUGCAAUUAACAAACCAGCUGGUAUUGUCCAUUGGCUUAAGCACAGUAAAGAUGCACAAAAUGUUGAUUGGGUUGUGAUCUUAGAUGCAGACAUGAUAAUACGAGGUCCAAUAAUUCCCUGGGAGCUUGGUGCCGAGAAGGGAAGGCCAGUAGCUGCAUAUUAUGGGUAUUUGGUUGGUUGUGACAAUAUUCUUGCUAAAUUGCAUACGAAGCAUCCUGAACUCUGUGACAAGGUUGGCGGGCUUUUAGUUAUGCACAUAGACGAUCUUCGAGCUUUGGCACCCAUGUGGCUUUCAAAAAGUGAAGAAGUACGAGAAGAUAGAGCUCAUUGGGCAACCAAUUAUACAGGAGAUAUAUAUGGUCAAGGGUGGAUAAGUGAGAUGUAUGGAUAUUCCUUUGGUGCUGCAGAGGUAGGACUUCGACACAAGAUAAACAAUAACCUGAUGAUCUAUCCAGGCUAUAUUCCACUAGAUGGUGUUGAGCCAAUCCUCAUGCACUAUGGCUUGCCAUUUCGUGUUGGGAACUGGUCAUUCAGUAAAUUGGAUCACCACGAGGACAACAUUGUUUAUGAUUGUGGUCGGCUUUUUCCUGAACCUCCAUAUCCAAGAGAGGUAAAUCAACUUGAAACUGCUCCAGAUAAGAGGAGAGCACUAUUCCUGAACAUAGAAUGCAUCAAUACCUUGAAUGAAGUCUUUGUACAGCAUGCAACCUAUGGCGUCCCAAACCAAAAUGUCAAAAUAUUGAGUUUCUUAAGGAGCAAGCAUUUGCAGAACUUACCGGGCCGAAAACUUUUGACUCCCAAAACUCUUCAAAUGAUGGAUGAGGACCGUGCUCAAGUUGUUGAUGAGCCACACGUUCAAGUUGUUGAUGAACCCAUAAAGCCACACCCCAAAAUUCACACCAUUUUCUCCACAGAAUGUAAUUCUUACUUUGAUUGGCAAACUGUAGGCCUUGUGCACAGUUUUCAGCUGAGUGGCCAGCCUGGGAAUAUAACAAGACUUCUCAGCUGCAACGAUGAAGAUUUGAAACAAUAUAAAGGACAUCACUUGGCUCCCACUCAUUAUGUUCCAUCCAUGAGCCGGCAUCCAUUAACAGGCGAUUGGUAUCCAGCUAUUAAUAAGCCUGCUGCAGUUCUUCAUUGGCUUAAUCAUGUAAAAACAGAUGCAGAAUAUAUAGUAAUCCUUGAUGCUGACAUGAUUAUGCGGGGACCAAUUACCCCAUAGUUCAAAGCUGCACGUGGUAGACCAGUUUCAACUCCCUAUGGUAAGGCACAUUUCACUCAGCAGUUUUACCUGAUUGGGUGCGAUAAUGAGCUUGCAAAGCUCCACACUCGCCAUCCUGAAGCAUGUGACAAGGUUGGAGGUGUGAUCAUUAUGCAUAUAAAUGAUCUUCGAAAAUUUGCUCUGCUGUGGCUCCACAAAACUGAGGAGGUCCGAGCUGACAGAUCUCACUGGUCUAGAAAUAUUACUGGAGAUGUCUAUGAGUCUGGAUGGAUUAGUGAAAUGUAUGGCUACUCCUUUGGUGCUGCAGAGUUAAAUCUGAGGCAUCAGAUAAGCAAUGAGAUUUUGAUAUAUCCAGGUUAUGUUCCUGUACCUGGUGUCAAGUAUAGGGUAUUCCACUAUGGCUUGGAAUUUAGAGUUGGAAACUGGACCUUUGAUAAAGCAAACUGGAUUCAUACUGAUGUCGUAAAUAGCUGCGGGGCUAAAUUUCCUGACCCUCCUGACCCAUCAACACUUGACCAUUCUGAUGAUGAUUCACUGCAGCGUGACCUGCUAAGUAUAGAGUGUGUUAAGACACUGAAUGAAGCUCUACACUUGCACCAUGAGAGAAGCAAAUGCAAUGUUCGUAGUCCCCAGACCAUUUCAAAUCAGGAUUCUAGUGAAACUACAAUCUCAAGGAAGUUUGGAAAAUUUGAGGAGGUUCAUAACUUGACAUAUAAUACCACAACAACGAACAACUCCGAGGAGAUAUCUCCACCUGAAGAGCCAAACCAAACGUUUAGCUCAAUGAGAAGGGAGGCACCGCACAGGUGGAAGUCUGCUGACAUGGAAAUGCAGCGUCCUUUUUCUGGGAGGAGGAUUCUAGCUUUCAGAUGUUCAUAUCAGGUUUUAUUUGAAAUGUUGUUUUAG